Molecule: messenger RNA, 2444 nt
Organism: Urocitellus parryii (Arctic ground squirrel)
Lineage: Eukaryota; Metazoa; Chordata; Mammalia; Rodentia; Sciuridae
Gene: Capn10
Product: calpain 10
Biological process (GO): proteolysis
Molecular function (GO): calcium-dependent cysteine-type endopeptidase activity
Source: RefSeq, a predicted model, not a curated record
CCGUAGGUCCCGCGGGCGAGGCAGGCGCGGAGCAGCGGCGGCAGCGGCGGCGGCSGGGUCCGCAGGCUGCAGAUGGGCSCUCAGGGCGCCGAAGAUGCUGGCGGGCCGGGGCGAGGCGCCGGCGCCGGCGCGGGAGCUCUUCCGGGACGCGGCGUUCCCCGCCUCCGACUCGUCGCUCUUUUUCAACUUGUCCACACCGCUGGCCCAGUUUCGGGAGGACAUCACCUGGAGGCGGCCCCAGGAAAUUUGUGCCACGCCCCGGCUAUUCCCAGAUAACCCUUGGGAAGGACAGGUGAAGCAGGGGCUGCUGGGCGAUUGCUGGUUCCUGUGUGCCUGCGCCGCCCUGCAGAAGAGUCGGCAUCUCCUGGACCAGGUCUUCCCUCCAGGACAGCCGAGCUGGUCCGACCAGACAUACUGUGGCCUCUUCACCUGUCGAAUUUGGCAGUUUGGACGAUGGGAGGAGGUGACCAUAGAUGACCGUCUGCCUUGUCUUGCAGGGAGACUCUGCUUCUCCCGCUGCCAGAGAGAGGAUGUGUUCUGGCUUCCCUUACUGGAAAAGGUCUAUGCCAAGGUCUAUGGGUCCUAUGAGCACCUGUGGGCAGGGCAGGUGGCAGAUGCCCUGGUGGACUUAACUGGUGGCCUGGCAGAGAGGUGGAGCCUGAAGGACUUAGCAGGAACCAGUGGCCAGCAAGACAGACCCCAUGGCUGGGAGCACAGGACGUGUCGGCAGCUGCUCCGCUUGAAGGACCAGUGUCUGAUCAGCUGCUCCGUUCUCAGUCCCCGAGCUGGUGCCAGGGACCUGGGGRCAUUCCAUGCCUUCAUCGUCUCAGAUCUGCGGGAACUCCAGGGACGAGCUGGCCAGGGCAUCCUGCUGCUGCGGAUCCUGAACCCCUGGGGCCGGCACUGCUGGCAGGGACUCUGGAGAGAGGGGGGUGAAGGGUGGAGUCAGGUGGAGCCAGCUGAGGGGGCCGAGCUGCUGUCCCAGCUCCAGGACGGGGAGUUCUGGGUGGAGGAAGAGGAGUUCCUCAGGGAAUUUGAGGAGGUCACCAUUGGCUACCCAGUCACAGAGGCCGGCCACCUGCAGAGUCUCUACACAGAGAAGACGCUGUGCCACACGCAGGCGCUGCCUGGUGCCUGGGUCGUGGGGCAGUCAGCUGGAGGUUGCCGGAACAACAGCUGCUUUCCCUGCAACCCCAAGUACUGGCUGAGGCUCUCAGAACCCAGCGAGCUGUGUGUGGCUGUUCUGCAGAGACCCAGGAAGCACCCAGCAGGCAGGGCCCGGGCUCUGGUGGGCCGUGGCCCUGCCCCAUCAAGCCUCCUGGGCAAGGAUCACCAGGUCAAGGACUACCAGGCCGUGGGCCUGCACAUCUGGAAGGUGGAGAAACGGCGGGUCAGCCUGCCCAGAAUCCUGUCCACACCCCCUGUGGCUGGCACUGUGUGUCAUGCAUAUGACCGAGAGGUCCAUCUCCACUGCGAGCUCUCCCCUGGCUACUACCUGGCUGUCCCCAGCACCUUCCUGAAGGACAUGCCAGGGCAGUUCCUGCUGCGAGUUUUCUCCACAGGCAAAGUCUCCCUCAGUGCUGUCAGGCCAGCAGCCAAGGGCGCCUCCCCUGGGGCAGCCCUGCCCUCCGGCGAGUGGGAGACUCUGCAGCUGCGGGGCUGCUGGAGAGCAGGCCAGACAGCAGGGGGCAGCAGGAACUUCGCCUCCUACCUCUGCAACCCCUGCCUCCCUUUCUCAGUCCCCGAGGGCUCCGGUCCCCGCUGCAUCCGAAUCACCCUGCACCAGCACUGCCCGCUCAGUGACAGCCAGUUGCAUCCCAUUGGCUUUCAUGUCUUCCAGGUCCCUGCAGGUGGCGAGAGGCAGGGCACAGGCCCCCUGCUGCUCCAGGAGCCACUGCUGAGCUGUGUGCCACAUCGCUAUGCCCAGGAGGUGAGCCGGCUCUGCCUGCUGUCUGCGGGCACCUACAGGGUCGUGCCCUCCACCUACUGGCCUGACACCGAGGGCUCCUUCACAGUGACCGUAGCAACCAGAGUGGACAGGCGGUCCAUUCACAGCCAGGAGAUGCUGGGCCAGGUCCUCCAGGAGGUUUCCCUCACUGCAGUGAUGAAGGCCUAGCCGGGCUCCCAYGUGGCAGCUCUGGGGGCUGGGGCUAGGCCAAGCCUUGACCUGCCUCAGCUCUGCAGGGCGGCCACAGCUUGGGUCCCAAGUGUGCUCUGUCCUGGASAGAGGAAGUCUUGGGGUGGCACAGGUGCUGCAGGAGGGUCAGGGACUCCUGUGGUGUCUGUCCCGUGCCCAAGACCCCAGGGUCCCUCCCACAUGGUCCUGCCGACUCCAGGCGGGCGCGUGUUGUAACAGGUGUUGCUGAGAGCUAUUUAUUACUUGAAAUAUUUUUUAGGACAUGACUUUAUAAAUAAACAUGAGCAGUUUGUGGGUUGGUCUUGUU